Carica papaya (papaya) is the source of this 1511-nucleotide messenger RNA. Lineage: Eukaryota; Viridiplantae; Streptophyta; Magnoliopsida; Brassicales; Caricaceae. The record is from RefSeq and is a predicted model, not a curated record.
UUGCUCUUUUUUUUUUUUUUUUUUUUUUUCCAAGUUCUUUUCUUUUUUCUUUUCAGAGUAAAUCCAUGUUGAUUCUGUUAUUCUCUUCGGAGCUUCUUUUUUGGAAAAUUAUUCUUCUGGUUAUUCUGUAAAUUACUUGAAAAGGGAGAGAGAAGACGAAUAGGAGGAAGAAGGGGACGUUUUGUUGAGGUUCAUGUCUGUGUUUUAAGAAAUGGAAGUUAGAGAAUCAAAAUGAUGUAAUUCCUACAGUGUGUUUGUGUCUGCGUUAGUUUUUAAUUUGUUUUCUUUCGUUUUCUUGGGAACCAAACGUUGUGGUGAGGGUGGUGAGGAUGCAGGCGAAGUACGUGAAGAGAUCCAAUAGCAUGGCGAGAGAGAAGAGAGGAUUAGAUUCGAGCUCCAGUGAAGAAGGGCAGCCUGAUAGGAAACGGCCUGCUUUAGCUAGUGUAAUUGUAGAAGCUCUUAAGGUGGAUAGUCUACAGAAACUUUGUUCAUCCUUGGAGCCAAUUCUUCGCAGAGUUGUAAGUGAAGAAGUGGAACGGGCUUUAACAAAAUUAGGCCCUGCAAAACUUACAGGGAGGUCUUCGUCUAAAUGCAUUGAAGGGCCUGACGGAAGAAACUUGCAGCUGCAAUUUAGGUCCAGGUUGUCCCUCCCUCUGUUUACAGGAGGGAAAAUCGAGGGAGAGCAGGGAGCUGUGAUUCACAUUGUCUUGAUUGAUUCAGGCACAGGCCAUGUUGUCACCACUGGCCCUGAGUCCUCAGCAAAACUAGACGUUGUUGUGCUUGAAGGUGAUUUCAAUAAUGAAGAUGAUGAUAAUUGGUCUCAAGAAGAAUUUGAAAGCCAUGUGGUUAAAGAGCGAGAAGGGAAGAGGCCGCUGCUGACUGGGGAUUUGCAAGUGACUUUGAAGGAAGGUGUAGGAACACUAGGUGAAUUGACAUUUACUGACAAUUCUAGCUGGAUCAGGAGCAGAAAGUUCAGGUUAGGGGUGAAGGUUGCCUCAGGUUGUUGUGAAGGAAUUCGUAUUCGUGAAGCAAAAACAGAUGCCUUCACUGUUAAGGAUCACAGAGGAGAAUUGUACAAAAAACACUAUCCACCUGCAUUAAAUGAUGAGGUUUGGAGAUUGGAAAAGAUUGGCAAAGAUGGUUCAUUUCACAAGAGACUGAAUAAAGCUGGCAUAUUUACAGUUGAAGACUUUCUGCGGCUUGUAGUCAGGGAUGCACAGAGAUUGCGAAAUAUUCUUGGAAGUGGAAUGUCAAAUAAAAUGUGGGAUGUCCUUAUAGAGCAUGCAAAAACUUGUGUACUAAGUGGGAAACUUUAUGUGUACUAUCCUGAUGAUGCAAGGAAUGUUGGUGUUGUUUUUAACAAUAUCUAUGAGCUGAGUGGGUUGAUUGCAAAUGGACAGUAUUACUCAGCUGAUUCUCUUUCUGAUAAUCAGAAGGUAUAUUAUUCCUUAUGUUCUCUUUCUUUCUUGACCAUUGUGUAUCUGAUAUUUUUUUAAUACUAUGUGGUGUUC